Messenger RNA from Abrus precatorius (Indian licorice), 2631 nucleotides. RefSeq lists its product as uncharacterized. The coding region runs from base 1 to 2631 and encodes 876 amino acids. The transcript is spliced from 7 exons. The record is from RefSeq and is a predicted model, not a curated record. Lineage: Eukaryota; Viridiplantae; Streptophyta; Magnoliopsida; Fabales; Fabaceae.
AUGAUAUCACCCCAGGUUGAAGUCACCCCAUCUUCACCAUUUGGUUGUGUUAAUCGUCGUGAUGCAUGCUCCACAACACAUGCUGCAUUUCAGAAAAACAUGGUCGAAGACAACAUUAACAUAUCUGAUUCUGCACCAAAGAAUGACUCUAAAAACCCAACCAACAAAAUUGAUACUUGGCCUUGGGUCUCAAGAGUUGCUAAGAACGAUAACCUUCGAAACCUGAGUUUCACAGAUAGGCUUCACAAUAUCAAAAAAGAUGAAUCAUCAUUGUCUGCAUUGGUGAGCCCAAGGCACUCAAAAGUCAUUGAUCGAUGGGCUGCGACUGCCAGACAACAUGCACAAAAAAUGGCAACAACACUUGAGAAUAACAAGGUGGAGGUAAAGGACAAAUUUCCUUCAAGGUCAUCAAGUUUUAAUUCUAGAAAAGAAGUGUCCCCUACACGUUCUAAUGGCUCCUUUGAAAGUGAAAUCUCAAACCUUGGUGCUUCUUUCCUUGUUCGGAUAUGGGAGAAGAGGCUUAAAACCCAAUCCAACAAUUGCACCAAACCAAAUGCUUCAGAUUCCCCUAGAAGGACUAGUUCUGAUGCAAGCAGUAAUGAGAAUGCAGUUUCUGUGGAGGAACAGUGCAUGGUCUUAGAAGAAGGUGAUAGAACCCUUAAUGAGGAAUCGUUCCCAGAUUGGGAGGAAUAUAAUAAAACAAGACUAAGUGAUCAAUCAUGUUCUUCACCAAAAAUUAGUACUUUAGAUGUUGCUGAAAACGAGAGGGGUAGAGUUGCGUAUAUUAUCAAGAGACUUACGGAUACAAAUCAAAUGCGAAGUUCAGAAGUGUUGUUGAAUGAUGACAAUGAUCAUGAGCUUUGUAGUAGUGUGACAGGAUCUCCAUAUAGAGAGCGUGGAUCUCCAUACAGAGAGCGCGAUCCUUUUUCUAAACCAAAGCAACAAGAGCAUAGAGCUUUUGCUCAUGUCAUAAGUUCCCCGCGUAUUAGGGGACGCCAAGCAUUCAAUGAUUUGCUUAUGCAGUUUGAGAGUAACCGGCAUGGAGAGCUCAACAAUCUUGCAAGGCGGGGUGCAGUUUCCAAGUUCACACAAAGAGGUCGAAUUCAGUCAUUGCUUCGACUUAGAUUAUUACAACGUGGAAUAGCUGUUUUUGAUCUAUCUGGCCAGAAACCGGCAGCAUCUGAAGUGAACAGACAACAAGGAUCUUCAGCAAUUAUGCAACUUAGGGAAAGAUUUAACACAGGAAAUGAGCCAAGAACUCCAUCUCUGGUUGAAAAAUCCAAUCCAAGAAGUCCUAAUAGAGAGAUAGUAAGCACUGGCAUGCGCUAUGAAAAACCUACACGAAACUUCGUGUCUAAAACUAGUGUAAAUAGUAAAGCUCAUCCAAGUUCAGAUGUCACAUUUCGAGGAACAUUCUUUGGAGUUAAAAAUUAUGAUCCUAAAGAAACUAUUAGGACAUCUUCAUCCAUGGUUGAUUCAAAUGCAAAUUAUGAGAUGGUCCAUAAGGCAGUGACAAAUGACCGACAGGGUGAUACCACUGAAAUCAAUUACGAUGAGAUGGCAAUAGAGGAAGAGGUGAGUGACCAGCAAUAUGCUGCAAGUAGUUAUGAUUACACAGUAGAAGAGGAAGAGGUAAGUAACCAGCAUUAUGACGAAACUAGUUAUGACUGGACCAGUCAUAUUUCUCGGCCUAGAAGCUAUUGGGAAGAACGAAGGCAAGAAUGGUAUAGGGAAAAGCUUGACUUUAGUUCAGCAAAUGAUGAGAUACGUAAGCUCCUUGAAAGAAAAACAGUGUCAACUUUGCUUUCUAGUGGCUUCCACGAAAGGUUGGAAAGAUUGAUGAAGUCUCAUAUGGGAACAAAGUCACACCUAAUUAGUAGUCAAUGUGAUGAGGAAGAUCAAGAAGGGAGUAUGGACCAGUUGAUGGCAUUUUUUCAAGAACACUUGCAUUUUAGAAGCAAAAGUCAAGAAGAUGGAAUGGAUAGAGUCCAAGAGGAAGAGGAGAGGAGAAAUGAGGAAGAAGAAGCAGAAGAGAAGAGCAUCAUUAGUGGUUCAGAUCAUGAAGGUGAUUAUUUUAAUCAUUCCUCUUCAUCACUGCAUGCACCUUCCCCAUCAUCAUGGAGUUACAGAGACAAUGAUGCUGGAGAUGAUUCUGAUAGACUUGUGUCUAUGUCCUCACCACCAACUUCUCAUCAAUCUCAAUCAUUCUAUCAAGAUAAUCGACAAUACUCUUCAUCCAUAAAUCACCAUUCAAUUGAAAUGGAAUUCAUAUAUGAAUUGCGAGGACAGAUGGAUCAACUUUUUCAUGAGAUGUCUGAGCUAAGGAAAUCAAUAAAAUGUUGCAUGGACAUGCAGAUGCAAAUGCAAUUACAACAAUCUAAGAACCAAGAGGUUCACACAGAAGAAGAAAAGAAGUUCCAUAACAGAACACCAAAGAAAGGCAACUGUUGCAUUUGCAAUGAGAAGAAAGUAAACUCACUUUUAUAUAGAUGUGGUCACAUGUGUGCAUGUUUCAAGUGUGCCAAUGAGUUGCAAUGGAACAGUGGAAAAUGUCCAAAAUGUCAAUCUCCAAUCAUAGAUGUUGUUCGAGUAUAUGCUGACACAGAAUCUUCCAUGGUGGGCAUGGUUUAG